AUGACUGCGGGCCCAUCCAACGGCGAGCCUGCCGUCGGCGCUGAUGUGCCGCGCCUCAAAUCCUUUGCCACGCCCGACACCCUCGCUACGGGUGUCAUUGCCUGGGUCAAAAAGGACGGCCAGCCGCGUCGCGCCGAGAUUCUGAGCAUCAAGCAGACCAAGAGCGGCAAACAAUUCUACUGCAACUUCGACAACUUCAACAAACGUCUCGACGAAUGGGUGCCCCUGGCGCGCAUCGACCUGACCCAGGAAGUCGAGUGGCCGAACCCGGACAAAGACAAGCCCAAGGAGGGCAAUAAGAAAAAGGUACCCUCGGGCGCGAUCAAGAAGGCGGCCAUAGCCAAGAAGAAUCAAAAGCGACCUGGAAAGCGAGAGGAUUCGAUAAAAUCAGAAGUGACGACACCCCAUCCAUGGAGCGACUUUGUCGAAUCGCAGCGCAAGUCUGCAUCGGUCGGCCCAGAUGCCGAUAUGCAGGCGGUUGACAGCACCGGACCGGGCACAACCCCCGCACCGACGCCAGCAGGUGGCGAAGAUAUGGAUAUCGACGAAAAAGAAGAGGAGAAGGAGGAGUUUAGCCGCGAGGAUGAGAUUGAAAAGCUCAGAACAUCUGGCUCCAUGACGCAGAACCCGACCGAAGUCUCGCGCAUUCGAAAUAUAUCCAAAGUCCAGUUUGGAAAAUACGACCUGUUCCCCUGGUACUUUUCGCCAUAUCCAGAGUCGUUUAGUGGCGAAGAUAUUAUAUUCAUCUGCGAGUUUUGCCUGAGCUACUAUGGAGACGACUUCUCGUUCAACCGCCAUCGCCGCAAGUGCACGCUGCAGCAUCCACCUGGAAACGAAAUAUACAGAGAUGAAUACGUGUCAUUUUUCGAGAUUGAUGGCAGACGCCAACGAACAUGGUGCCGAAACCUGUGUCUAGUCUCGAAAAUGUUUUUGGAUCACAAGACGUUGUACUACGAUGUCGACCCAUUCUUGUUUUAUGUCAUGGCUGCGCGGACCGAAAAGGGCUUUCCCUUUGUCGGAUACUUUUCUAAAGAGAAGGAAAGCGCGGAUGCCUACAAUGUUGCGUGUAUUCUGACACUACCCCAAUACCAACGCAAGGGUUACGGCCGACUGCUCAUCCAGUUCUCCUAUGAGCUAUCCAAGAUUGAAGGCAAGCUGGGUUCGCCCGAGAAACCGCUCUCUGAUCUGGGACUUUUGAGCUAUCGUCAGUACUGGGCCGAAAAUAUUUUGGACUUGUUGGUCGGCGCGUGUGAGCGUGGCGAAAAGGUAACGAUUGAGGCGAUUUCAUCGGCACUAGCGAUGACGACUGUGGACGUGGAGCAUACGCUGCAGGCCAUGAAGAUGCAAGUGUACCACAAAAGCGACCACAAGAUUGUCAUUCCGGAGAAGUUGGUUCAACAACGAGAGAAGCGACUGCUCAAACCAAGACGGACGCUGGAUCCCGCCAAGGUGCAGUGGAAACCGCCCGUGUUUACAGCAUCUAGCCGCACAUGGGGAUGGUAA
Cordyceps militaris CM01 is the source of this 1503-nucleotide messenger RNA. RefSeq names its product histone acetyltransferase ESA1. The coding region runs from base 1 to 1503 and encodes 500 amino acids. The transcript has a single exon. The record is from RefSeq and is a predicted model, not a curated record. Gene Ontology annotation, biological process: regulation of DNA-templated transcription. NCBI's taxonomy places the organism in Eukaryota, Fungi, Ascomycota, Sordariomycetes, Hypocreales, Cordycipitaceae. Gene Ontology annotation, molecular function: histone acetyltransferase activity.